UCAGCUGCAGCGACUGCAAACAAAACAGAAGAUUUCACAACUUUACUUUAGUUUUAAGGGGAAACAUUGAGUCAGAUGAUGAUUUCUUUUAAUCUUAAGUGUUGCUGAGCAACUCCAUAUCAUUAUUUAUUUAUUCGCGCAUUUUAGUUUCCUGUCGACUGUUAACUUUUCAGCCAUGGAUGGCGAGGGCCCCCAGGCCCUGAGCGACCUCUGCUUGGUUGAGGUUUGCCGCAGCCUGGACGCUCUGUGCAGCAGACGAGCAGACGGCUCCCUGUGCCUCAGCUGGGCCCCAGUCUUCCCACAGGAGAUAGCAGACCAGCUACUGCGUAAGAUGGUAACUAAAGGGAUUCUGAAUGACACAAGUGUUGGGAUUUUCCGAAACUGCAAAGAGCUCCGCCUGCGUCGAGCCUCCAUCCGCUGCUGUCCAGUGUCUGCGCAAGCUUUCCGCCUGGCCCUCUGCCCUCACCGGCUCCAGGAACUAGAUGCCUCCUGGGUCUCUGGUGGUCUCACUGUGGCUAACAUCGUCUCAGGCCUGGCCUCCAACCCGGAGUGCAGAUCCAGCCUGCAGAGGUUGUCCCUUACUGGGCUUAAUGUGGACUGGGACACUCUGGGGGAAGAUGGAGGGACCCGUGUUGGCUUUAGCUCCCUGCAGGGCUUGAGGACGCUCAACCUUGCCAACACAGACCUGACUGAUGCUGUACUUGAGGAUAUCUGUGCUCUCCCUCGGCUGGAGAGCCUGGACAUCUCCUGCAGCGCUGUUUCAAAACUUACUGCACUGCUUGACUGCAAAACCACGCUGAGAUCUUUGACCGUCCACAGGCUGCGGCAGCUGGACAUGUCCUCUGCCAGGUUGCUCUUUGUCCUCGGUCAGCUGAAUGCUCUCAGGCAUCUAGACUUUUCCGAGGACCAUUUUGCUGUGGAUGACAGUGACGGGAGAGACGGGGAUGAGACGGUGCGGCAGAUUCUGGAGGGGAGUCCACAGGUCCUCCCUUCCCUCGUUUCUCUCGAUAUCUCUGGACGGAAGAGAAUCUCUGAAGCAGCAGUCAGAGCGUUUGUUGAGGCCAGAGGUGGACUGGUCUUCCUGGGCCUGCUCGCCACCGGGGCUAGCUCCUGCGACGUCCUGUCUUCACAUAAAAACCUCAAAGUAACUGGAGAGGCUAAUGAGAACCAGGUGUGUGAGGUACUGAGAAGGUACGGAGACCGCGAGUGUUUCAUGCGAGAGGCCCUCAUCCAUCUCUACAAUCUAACCACUGAUACUGACAAACCACAAGCGGAUAUGCUUAAGCUGGUACUGAGUGCGAUGCAGAGCCACCCCACCUCCCUGCACGUCCACCUGGUGGCCACAGCGUGCGUGUUCAAUCUGACCACUUCGGACCUGGCAGAGGCCAUGCCUGUCAGCCUGCUCAGCUCCACUGUCAGCCAGCUGCUGUUCUCAAUGAAGACCUUCCCCAACCACCAACAGGUGCAAAAGAACUGUCUGCUGGCGCUCUGCAGUGACUACAUCCUUCAGGAUGUCCCCUUUGACAAGUAUUUAGCAGCCACGCUGGUGAUUAACUGGCUGCGCAGCCACGAGGAUCCGACCCUUCAGAGGAUGGCUGUGGCUGUCAUCUCCAUUCUGGUAGCCAAGUUGUCCACAGAGGAGACUGCUCAGCUCGGCAAGGACGUCUUUAUAAUGAAGCAGCUGCUGGCUAUUGUGCAGCAGAAAGCCAUGGAUGGAGUGGUGGACUCCACUCUGAAGUUCGCCCUGAGCGCUCUGUGGAACCUGACAGAUGAGAUGCCCGCCGCUGCUCGCAAUUUCAUCGAGUGCCAGGGCCUGGAGCUGUACGAGGAGGUUCUGGAGACCUACUACACUGAACCUUCCAUUCAGCAGAAAGUACUUGGCCUCCUGAACAACAUAGCAGAAGUUGAGGUGCUACAGGCAGACCUGAUGGAGGAGGACUUGCUGGAACACAUCCUUAAUCUGCUGCAGGACACAGAGGUGGAGGUGGGGGUCCGUUACUUUGCAGGAGGGACUCUGGCACAGCUUGCCUCCAGACCAGAGGCCUGGACGUUGGACGAGGAACUCCGCAGCACCAUACUGGAGCAGCUGCAUGCAUCCAUAAUGACAUGGACACAACUCGAGAGAGAAAUGGUCUCUUACAGGUCAUUCAGUCCGUUUUGCCCCCUGCUUGAGACUUGGCAACCCUCAGGAGUGCAGCUGUGGGCAGUCUGGGCCAUGCAUCUGGUCUGCAGUCAGAACACUUCACAUUACAGCAACAUGAUGGAGAAGGAGGGCGUGACUGAACUUCUGAGGGCUUUGACUGCACACCCCAACACACACGCUGACAUUAAAGGACUGUCAGACAGCAUCUUGCAUAUGGUAGAGCAACACCGGGGUCACUUAGGGUCCUGCAAAGACCUGAUGGGGCCUCGAAAUUCUUGACAAAAGUGACAGGAAAUGUAUUUUAUCAUUAUUUUAUGAGCUGUGCCUAAAAUGUGCUAUACCUGAGGUUGCAGAUACAACACUGGAGUACAUACAGUUCAAGUCGAUCAUCUUGGAAUUGGAUAUGGAAUAAAUUAUGUUCUAGAUAUUUUAUAUAGAAAGUAUGAUCAGUGGUCGUGACGUCAUGAAUCGUGAUCUACUUUCAGACUGUAGGUUUAGUUUAAAAUCCUUCUGGGAAAAAAAACGUAAUAGACAGUGACUAUAUUAUUUGCACCAUAUCGAGGUCAAAUUGCUGUCAAGCUGGAAAAUGUUUGACCUUAAUAAAGUGUUUUAGAAGUUACAGACUAAAGCUUGUGUUGUAAAGCAUGCAUAGACUGAAAACCUGUCACUAGAGGGUGCUUUGGUACUGUAGCCUCAGGGCUGUUUUGCCUUUAAGGUCUGUUUUUGUGAAAUAUUCACUCAUCAGAUGUUUAGAUUCAAGAUCAUGUUUAUCUGUCUGUACUGAGGGCCUCAUUAUAAAGCAGUCAUGCUGGAGAAUAAGUUAUCUCCCCUCUCCCUCUCCCGCUCUCUCUCCCCUCUAGUAUCCUAGAUGCUGAAUUCAUUAUAUUUUAUGUAACACACAGCUGGAAGACAGAACAGCUCGUAGGCAUCCACAGAGUCUAUUCUAAGUUGCCCUAUUAAUAAAUCCUUUUGAAAAGUG
Molecule: messenger RNA, 3122 nt
Organism: Plectropomus leopardus (leopard coralgrouper)
Lineage: Eukaryota; Metazoa; Chordata; Actinopteri; Perciformes; Serranidae
Product: protein zyg-11 homolog
Cellular component (GO): Cul2-RING ubiquitin ligase complex
Source: RefSeq, a predicted model, not a curated record